This is a messenger RNA of Hyalella azteca, 849 nucleotides long. RefSeq lists its product as uncharacterized. Lineage: Eukaryota; Metazoa; Arthropoda; Malacostraca; Amphipoda; Hyalellidae. The record is from RefSeq and is a predicted model, not a curated record.
GCCGUAUUGUGGGGGCGGACACGGUGCUACGUGGUGCAGGAAAAGUUCUCAGACGGACGAUGGCAGAGCGAUGAAGGCGAGCCGUCAUGGAACGACAGCAUCAGUGAUACGGGGUGUAGGCACGGCAGGCGGCAGCAGGCAGAGGCUGGCAGAGGCUGUCACUGCUACCCAUGCUGGUCUGGCAGUGACUGCAACACAUAUGUUGACAACUAUGCUCCGCGGUUCCUGGUGCACCGCGCCACGGCCGUAGUGCCUGUCAACGUCACAGGUUCGACAUACCGGGCGUGGGCCUUAGACGACGACCUGGGCCUGACGUGCCCCCUGGGCCCAGGCGAGUCUGCCCGUUGCCCGUGCGCCUCCUUCACGUACCAGCUCUUCAGCCCGUCGGGGGACCACAGGUUUGCCCUGCACCCGUCAACGGGCCUGCUGGUCAGGAGAAGACCUGCCGCCACGACGGGGGACCUGCAGGAGGGGAAGACUUACAAGUACAAACUCAUGGUCCAGAGCGUGCUGGUGCCCGGGUACUCCAAGGAGCGCCUCUACGACAUCCUCGACUUGGAGAUUUUCGUCGGUCCUGCGAACCUCCAAAAAACUCCAUGGAUUUAACCAUAUAGGGACUCCAUGAACUGAAGCUUAAUUAUUUAUAUAUCUACGUAUCACUCAAAAUACCAAGUGGAUCAUAUUAUCCUAAUAGUGACACUUUCUUACCCACAUCACGAGCAGGGAGCGGGCGUAGCACAGAUACGCACCUUUGUCGGGACAAACUGGGUCAGAAUGACCCACACUAAAGGAAAAAAUGCCUUGAUUUUUUUGACAAUGAUUCACUCACUUCACUAGGUGAAGGGUAAA